AAAACCCUAGAAUCUGUAGUUUCAUCUUCUUCGUUUUGUUUUAAUUACAUAAAAUUCUUCAUAGAUUAGAUGUCCAAUUGCGAUCCUAUAAAACGAAUUGGAAAUUAGUUUUCAUGUCUAGGUUCUGCUUCAUAAUUGAUGUUAUUGAGAAUGUAUAUUCAGGUGAUCGUCAAGUGUUUGACUGGGUGAUUUUGAUUCUUAUAGUGUGUCUUUGAUUUUAUAGGAUUUGGAUAACUCAAAUUUGAUAAUGGAUACGGUCAAGAAUGUGUUUUCGGUGGAUCUACUAGAAAGAUAUGCAGCAAAAGGUCAUGGUGUUAUUACUUGUAUGGCUGCUGGAAAUGAUGUUAUUGUAUUGGGAACAAGUAAAGGAUGGGUUAUUCGCCAUGAUUUUGGAAUGGGCGAAUCUUAUGAUCUUGAUCUUUCUGCUGGUAAUAGAACUGGAGAACAACCUGUGCAUAGAAUAUUUGUUGAUCCAGGAGGUAGUCAUUGUAUAGCUGUUGUAUUUAGUGGUGGAGAUGUUGAUACAUACUAUACACAUGCUAAAUGGAGUAAGCCUCGCAUACUAAACAAAUUGAAAGGUGUUGUUGUAAAUACGGUUGCUUGGAAUAGGCAACAGAUAACAGAAGCUUCUACACGAGAAAUCAUUCUUGGGACGGAUAAUGGUCAGCUUUAUGAAAUGGCGGUCGACGAGAAGGAUAAGAAGGAGAAGUAUAUAAAUAAUUUAUAUGAAUUGUCAGAGCUCCCUGAGGCCUUCAUGGGUUUGCAGAUGGAAGUUGCUUCUCUCAGUAAUGCAACUAGAUAUUACGUGAUGGCUGUUACUCCAACACGACUUUAUUCUUUUACUGGCAUUGGAGCACUGGAUACAGUUUUCGCCAGUUACUCAGAUCGAGCAGUACAUUUUAUGGAACUUCCAGGAGAUAUACCAAAUAGUGAGUUAUACUUCUUUAUCAAGCAACGUAGAGCUGUACAUUUUGCCUGGCUUUCUGGGGCAGGUAUCUAUCAUGGUGACCUGAAUUUUGGAGCACAACACAGCUCAUCCAAUGGAGACGAAAAUUUUGUGGAGAAUAAGGCCUUGUUGAGCUAUUCAAAAUUGAGUGACGGUGGAGAAGCAGUAAAACCUAGAUCGCUUGCUGUAUCCGAAUUUCAUUAUCUGCUUCUCAUAGGAGAUAAAGUCAAGGUUGUCAACAGAAUUAGCGAAAACAUUAUCGAGGAACUGCAGUUUGAUCACGCUUCAGAAUCAGCUUCAAGAGCGAUUAUUGGAUUGUGUGGUGAUGCCACGGCUGGUUUGUUCUACGCUUAUGACCAGAAUUCCAUCUUUCAGGUAUCUGUUCAAGAUGAAGGACGAGAUAUGUGGCAGGUUUAUCUGGAUUUGAAGGAAUAUGCUACAGCUUUAGCCAAUUGCCGAGACCCUUUCCAGAGAGACCAAGUAUAUCUGGUGCAGGCUGAGGCUGCUUUCUCUACUAAAGAUUUCUUCAGAGCAGCGUCCUUCUAUUCUAAGAUCAAUUACUUGUUAUCAUUUGAAGAGAUCACACUGAAGUUUAUAAGUAUUAACGAACAGGAUGCUUUAAGAACUUUUUUAUUGCGGAAACUUGACAAUCUUAGGAAAGAUGAUAAGUGUCAAAUAACUAUGAUAUCCACGUGGGCUACUGAGUUGUACUUGGAUAAGAUCAAUCGGUUAUUGUUGGAGGAUGACACAGCUUCAAAUAACCACAGCUCAGAGUACAAUUCCAUCAUUCAGGAGUUCCGAGCUUUUCUCAGUGAUAGCAAAGAUGUACUGGAUGAGGUGACCACUAUGACGCUAUUAGAAAGCUAUGGUAGAGUUGAUGAACUAGUCUAUUUUGCUAAUCUGAAGGAGCACUAUGAGAUUGUGGUUCAUCAUUAUAUUCAGCAAGGAGAAGCAAAGAAAGCACUGGAAGUACUGCAGAAACCAGCUGUUAAUGUAGAAUUGCAGUACAAAUUUGCCCCGGAUCUGAUCAUGCUUGAUGCAUACGAAACUGUAGAAUCAUGGAUGAUCACAAGCAACCUAAAUCCUAGGAGACUGAUUCCUGCAAUGAUGCGUUAUUCAAGUGAACCUCAUGCUAAGAAUGAAACGCACGAGGUCAUCAAAUAUCUGGAAUACUGUGUCCACCGUUUGGUCAAUGAGGAUACUGGUGUGCAUAACUUACUGCUCUCACUGUAUGCUACACAGGAGGAUGAUAGUGCACUUUUGCGUUUCCUGCAAUGCAAAUUUGGAAAAGGACGUGCAAAUGGCCCAGAGUUUUUCUAUGAUCCCAAGUAUGCUUUGCGCCUUUGUUUGAAGGAAAAGAGGAUGCGUGCUUGUGUUCACAUAUACAGCAUGAUGUCCAUGCAUGAAGAGGCUGUUGCUCUUGCUCUUCAGGUUGACCCAGAACUAGCUAUGGCUGAAGCAGAUAAAGUUGAAGAUGAUGAAGAUUUGAGGAAGAAGCUUUGGCUUAUGGUUGCAAAGCAUGUCAUUGAGCAGGAGAAGGGAACUAAAAGGGAAAACAUACGAAAGGCUAUAGCCUUUCUCAAAGAAACUGACGGGCUAUUAAAGAUUGAAGACAUUCUACCGUUCUUUCCAGAUUUUGCUCUGAUUGAUGAUUUCAAAGAAGCAAUUUGUUCUUCAUUGGAGGACUACAACAAGCAAAUUGAACAACUCAAACAGGAGAUGAACGAAGCAACUCAUGGUGCAGACAACAUAAGAAAUGAUAUCACUGCCCUUGCUCAAAGAUAUGCUGUUAUAGAAAGUGACGAGGGUUGCGGGGUUUGUAGAAGGAAAAUUCUAACUGUUGGAGGGUUAGAACGCGUAGCAAGAGGGUAUACAUCAGUUGGUUUGAUGGCUCCGUUCUACGUCUUUCCUUGCGGGCAUUCCUUCCAUGCGCAAUGCCUUAUAGCUCAUGUGACACAAUCUAGUAACCGAGCCCAAGCAGAGUAUAUAUUGGAUCUACAGAAGCAACUCAGUCUACUCAGCGUUGAAUCCACAAAAGAUUCAAAUGGCAUGGUAACGGAAGAAGAAUCACUUACCAGUAUGACCCCAGAAGAUAAGCUCCGCUCACAGCUGGAUGACGCCAUAGCUAGUGAAUGUCCAUUUUGUGGUGAUCUGAUGAUUCGAGAGAUCUCCUUGCCGUUUAUACUUCCUGAUGAGGAAAACGUUUCUUCAUGGGACAUAAAAACCCCACAGCUUCUUUCAGGUCAGAAGAGCCUUUCUUUAGUUAUAUAAUAGUCUUUUCUUUUGUAUAUAUUGGGAUUGCAAUUGUGUAGUGUGCAUAUAAUUUAUGUUUUAUUUUACAUGCAACUUCUAUCCUUAUCUCUGAGUUUUGAUGUAGAGCUUCAGAUUGUAAGGUCUUGUGUAGUCUUUCCUUGAGUAUCUAUAUUUAGAAUUAAAAACUGAACAUUGUACUUCGUUUUUAACAAUUGAAUAUUAAUUGUAUUGUACCUUAAUAUAUUGACAGUUCACAGUUCAUA
Papaver somniferum (opium poppy) is the source of this 3462-nucleotide messenger RNA. Its product is annotated as vacuolar sorting protein 18-like. Lineage: Eukaryota; Viridiplantae; Streptophyta; Magnoliopsida; Ranunculales; Papaveraceae. The coding region runs from base 248 to 3217 and encodes 989 amino acids. Gene Ontology annotation, cellular component: HOPS complex; endosome. The record is from RefSeq and is a predicted model, not a curated record. The transcript is spliced from 23 exons. Gene Ontology annotation, biological process: intracellular protein transport; vacuole organization; vesicle-mediated transport. Gene Ontology annotation, molecular function: protein-macromolecule adaptor activity.